Messenger RNA from Phytomonas sp. Hart1, 572 nucleotides. Lineage: Eukaryota; Euglenozoa; Kinetoplastea; Trypanosomatida; Trypanosomatidae. The record is from the annotation of a GenBank genome assembly.
UCGUGGACACAUGUUCUUUUGUCCUUAUUGUGGAACCUUACUUUUAAUUCAAGCAUGUGUCGAUCAAAAUCAAUUUUCCUGCACCACUUGCAACUACGUCCAGUUCAUUCCCCUCACUUACGAUCCUAGGUCUGUUCUCAACAUUACACAUUCUUUUCAUGACUUUAAAAAAGUGUGUGGUGAUGAUGUGGAGCCCAGUAAAGCAAUGAUAGUUUCCGGCAAUGAGGGUGGCGGCUCGACUGAUAAUGCAAAGAUACCCGUCUCCACUAACACCAACACAGACGGUGUGAUAGGAAGUGCAGAAGGGGGGCAGAUCAUGACAAUUAAUUGUCCUAAUGAAGAUCCACCAUGUUCCAGCGAAAAGGCAUUUUAUAUUCAAAUUCAGAUGCGCUCAGCGGACGAGCCCGCCACAAUCUUCUUUAAGUGUGUGCAGUGUGGCCAUCAGUGGCGGCAAGACUAACUGGUCGCAUGACAUUAUGUUUCUAAUGUGAGAUCUUAGGUAUAUAAUAAUAGCGUAUAACAAUGAAAAUAGGUUAGAAAAAAACCUGCUUCGUGUUUUAGCCGUGAACGAA